This is a messenger RNA of Suillus paluster, 1626 nucleotides long. RefSeq lists its product as uncharacterized. The transcript is spliced from 8 exons. The coding region runs from base 1 to 1626 and encodes 541 amino acids. The record is from RefSeq and is a predicted model, not a curated record. NCBI's taxonomy places the organism in Eukaryota, Fungi, Basidiomycota, Agaricomycetes, Boletales, Suillaceae.
AUGUCUGAUCCCCAAAAAUUUGACUUCGCCGGCAUGACUAUGGCGGAGCUGAAAGAGUUGAUGGCCGCGGCGGUGAUAGCGGAGGAGAAGAAGGCCACUGAGUUGGCUGAGCAGGCGAAGAGGGCGGAAGAGGCAAGAGUUGCUGCGGCGGUGGAGAGGGCAAGGUUAGUGGAGGAGGCACGCAAGGCGGCAGAGGCGCGGAGAUCGGGAGUUUCGGAGGUCGCUUUUCCGGUGGUCGUGUGCCAGCGGUGCGAGGCCACCAGCCGGACAUGUACGUGGGCGCUGGUGUGGGAGGCCCAGGCUAAGUCGAAGAGCAGAGGCAGGGCCAAAGCCAAGGCCUGCGACCAGUGUGUGGGCCUAAAGGCCUCUUGUAAAGUCGACGGAGACGAAUCGCAGCCGGUCGUACCAGGGAAGAGUCAGAAACGAAUGCGGGAACGGGUAGCGGAGUUCGGCGAAAGGACGGAGGAGGAUGCGGGUAGGCCUUCUCGGAGGAGGAGGGUGUAUGGGGAGGAGGAAUCCAUCACGGAGGUCGAUGACCAGGAGUGGGUCAAGGCUGCUAACGAUAUGGUCCUGGUGCAGGCGGAGAUGAACGCAAAGCUGGGGGCCCUCAUGACGGCCAUUACCCGACUCGCCAAGCAGAUGGAGCUCCAACAGACAGAGCAGAAGGAAGAGAGGGACAGGGCCUGGGCGGAAGUCCAGGAGAUCCUUCGCGUGACCAGGAUUGUGCUGGAGAAGGGCUUCCCUGGCCGGGGAAGGCUCCUCAACAAGGUGCUUGGGAAGAAGGCAGAGGUUGGGAUGGAGGCAGUGGAGGUACUAGAGCUUACCAGCUCUUCCAGUAGUGGCGCGGAGAGGCCAGAGGAAGAGGCGGAAAGCAAGGUGGAGAAGGGGCCGGAUGGAGAAGAGUCCAAGUCUCAGCCGAAGCUGGUACCAGAGGAUGUUCAUACUUAUGCCCUUGCUUCUGCUUGGCCUGGCUUCUUCUUUGGUGUCGCCACAUAUUUGUUUGUGAGGAUACCAUACGAAUUCCUCCUGAAGAAACUCCUGUUAUGGUGGUUCUUUCCCAGUAACGAUGGGAACAACAUGGAGAUGUUGGAAAUGGGGAGGAGGGCCUCUUCAGAUGACUUUAAACAUGAUACUCUUCUCAUAAAGAACUCUCCUAACAAUUUCGUCAAGGAGUAUGGAGAUACUAGGACGAUCCGGAGUAGAUGGAGGAGCAAGAUGGAGUUCCCUCCUGAUGGAAGACUUUCCAGGAGGCGGCAGAGCGGAGGAGGAAUAGGAGCAGAGGAGGAGAAGCAGGGCGGAAAUCAGAGGAGGAGUAAUUGGAGCAAAGGAGUAUUGACCGGACAUAAACCGGUGGAGGAGAACAUGGCUAGUCCAGAGUUUUUUAGGGGUUCCGCAGCGAAGCGGAACUUCAUCGGAUGUCGGAGGUCAAUGGCAUUUCCAGCAGUAGAACCCGGAAGAAGGUGUUACUCUAUACCCUAUCGAUCAACGGAUCGUGGCGGGCAAGUAAGCGGUAUUCCUGAGUGGUACCAGGAGAAUCCAAAGGGAGUUGAAUGUCGAGGCAUUCCAGAGGUGACUUGCCAGUCUGGAGUGGCGGAGAAAUCGGAUAUAAUAGGAAACCGGAGAUAA